Messenger RNA from Manacus vitellinus (golden-collared manakin), 1292 nucleotides. RefSeq names its product signal peptide, CUB and EGF-like domain-containing protein 2. The transcript has 7 exons. The record is from RefSeq and is a predicted model, not a curated record. Bases 156 to 803 code for a protein of 215 amino acids. Lineage: Eukaryota; Metazoa; Chordata; Aves; Passeriformes; Pipridae.
UAGGCACCUUGAGCUGCUCAUGCUGUGCAGGGGGCUCGUGCACAGACCCUAGUGCCUGCAGCUCCUGCCCACCAGGCCACUACCAGCCCCAAAGUGGGCAAUCAUCCUGCCUGCCCUGCCCACAGGGGUCUUACACCAGCUUCCCAAGGAGCACCAUGUGCCUUCCCUGCCCUCCUGGCCAUUUUGCUGAUGAGUCUGGGGCUGCAGCCUGCAGAGCAUGUGAGCAAGGUUAUUUUAGCUCCAAGCAAAACUCAUCUUUUUGUCUUCCUUGCCUGCCGGGAUCAUUUUGCAACACCACCAGCUGCACGGCCUGUCUGCCUUGUCCUGGGGGGCAAGAGGCUCCUCGGGAGGCGUCGGAGGACUGUGUGCCCUGCCAGCCAGGUACAUUCAAAGGUCCAAAUGACAGCAGGUGCAAGGUCUGCAGGACAGGAGAGUACCAAUUACAGCGGGGCAAGGAGAGCUGUGACCUGUGCCCAGAGAAUCAUUACUGCCCUAGCCCAGAUGUGAACCCGGUCAAGUGCCCUCCUGAUGCCUUCUGCCCCCGGGGCAGCACAGAGCCCACCUACUGCAUGGAGCUCUUCCUAUACAAGGCAGGGGACUCCUGCCAGCUGACCCCUGUGAUGAUUGUUCUCCUGGCCACCUUCUCUGCAGGUGGAAUCUUUGUUAUCUUUCUAAUAAUUCUGAGAAGGCGGCAAGACUCUGGCAGGAAAUCACUGAAGUCUCUGUUGCUGCCCCGAGGCUCAGGACGACACUCGACUUAUGGGGGCAUGGAGCACACAGAACCAGUCUAUGCUGGAUGGUAGCACAGGACAGGCCACCAGCAGGCACCUGCCUCUCCUUUGCCUGGGGCAAAACAGAUGUGUGUGUGUGCAUGGGCAAGGUGUUUAACCACAAGCAACUUAUUUCUGUAUAGGCAAAAUAAGUGCUGAGAAAUAAAACUCAGUUUUUGAGUUGUGGCUGCUUGUGCGAACCAACCCAGCUGCCUGCUCUGCCACACUGGCCUGAUGUGUUCCCCUUUCAAUUCCUGGCUUCAUUCACAAGUAAAUACUUUUCUCCUUUCCCAGGGGGAAAAAAACCCAAACAGAAGCAAACAAUUACGUCUCUCUCUCCAUUUCAAUAGUCAUCUCAACAGAGGGAGGACUGACCACUCCAGCUAUUGAAGUUCCUGUGACACAACACUCCCUUCCACCCGAGCAUGAAUUAACAUGAAUGUGCUUCUUUUUACUAAUAUGUCAUUUGUAUUUUUUUUCUCAUUAUCAAAUGGGUAUGUCAAGGGAAGGAAAAAGCUUUCC